AGAAGCAAAACCCGGAGGAAAACAGAAGUAAUUAGGGCAAAAAAUGACGUCGAUAAUAUCUUCGUCAGCCUUCCCGACGCGGUCCCUCAACUCAUUCCCGACUCUCUCGGAACGUUCCAGCAAACUCAACUCACUGUCAUGGGCCUCUUCGUUUCCCUGUGUCAACAUCUCCGUUAACUCAUUCACACCCCCUCCUGCUCCAUCUCGGCACAAGGGUUCUUUUGUUCGAGCUGCAUGGACCAGGAGAUCACGUGGCGAACAUGCAAAGCAACCCAAUAGGAAAUCAUGGAAACAGAGGACAGAUAUGUAUAUGAGGCCAUUCCUACUAAAUGUUUUCUUCUCGAAGAAAUUUAUUCAUGCAAAAGUGAUGCAUCGGGGUACAAGCAAAGUGAUAUCAGUCGCAACCACGAAUGCCAAGGUUCUUAGAAAUGAUUUGCCAUCACUCACGGAUCAAAAUGCGUGCAGAGUAAUUGGGAAACUUAUUGCAGAACGAUCAAAGGAAGCCAAUGUCUACGCAAUGUCUUAUGAGCCUAGAAAAGGUGAGAGGAUUGAAGGUAAGCUAGGAAUAGUUCUUGACACCAUUAAGGAGAAUGGGAUCAUAUUUGUUUGAGCCAAUCAGCACAUUGCUGUCGUAAAUUAAUU
Hibiscus syriacus is the source of this 642-nucleotide messenger RNA. Its product is annotated as 50S ribosomal protein L18-like. Gene Ontology annotation, cellular component: ribosome. Lineage: Eukaryota; Viridiplantae; Streptophyta; Magnoliopsida; Malvales; Malvaceae. The record is from RefSeq and is a predicted model, not a curated record. Gene Ontology annotation, molecular function: structural constituent of ribosome; 5S rRNA binding. The transcript is spliced from 2 exons. Gene Ontology annotation, biological process: translation. The coding region runs from base 44 to 610 and encodes 188 amino acids.